This is a messenger RNA of Grammomys surdaster, 4362 nucleotides long. It is a transcript of the gene Ackr2, whose product is annotated as atypical chemokine receptor 2. Gene Ontology annotation, cellular component: membrane. Bases 1830 to 2975 code for a protein of 381 amino acids. Gene Ontology annotation, molecular function: chemokine receptor activity. The transcript is spliced from 3 exons. The record is from RefSeq and is a predicted model, not a curated record. Gene Ontology annotation, biological process: chemotaxis; immune response; G protein-coupled receptor signaling pathway. Lineage: Eukaryota; Metazoa; Chordata; Mammalia; Rodentia; Muridae.
CUAGAACCCACUUAACAUUUUGAUGCUGGAGAGGUAGAUGGCUUAGUGGUUAAAGGUGCUUUGGGACAUCCCAGGUUCUGUUCCCAGAACCCAAGCCGUAGCUUCCCACUGUCUGUAACUAUAGCUCCAGAGGAUCUGACACCCUCUACAGCCUCUAUGGCCCUCAGGCACAUGUGUGGUAUGUCUCUAUCCGACCAGGCAAGAUAUUCAGAUGCAUAAAGUAAAAAGAAAAAUAACUUGUCCAAAGAGGAGAGCUUGGUGUCGCGCACAUUCCCGAUGCCAGUGCUUGGGGUACAGAAAUGGGAGGACAGCAAGUUUGAGGCCAGCUCACACUGUGAGUGAGACUCUGCGUCAAGCAACAGACAAAGUUAAGAGGAUGGCCCAUGAGGAUAAUGAUCCAGGCAUAGAGGCCAGAGCUCUGGGCGGCUCUGUCUGGCACCAUGGUCCUGCGUGCCCUGUGAAACUGGAACAAUACCUGUUGCCUCACUGCCUUGGGGAAUACCUAGCCCUGUGGGAAACUUAUCAAGAAGGGCACUGUUACCAGAUAAACCUUGUCUAAAUCUGCCUGAGUAGGAUUAUGUCGAGUCGAACUCUUACUGGUAAGCCAACUUGCACACCCAGGUUCACUGUGAAAGCUCCUCAGUGUGGGUUUAAGGAACAUUGAGGGGACGGUGGGGGGUGGGUAAGGAGGUUAUUGGAGGAGUCAUUAACUCAGUGGACAGGCAGACAGACAACAGCAUGGCUGUGAGGAAGCCAGAACCCCUAUUGCAGAAGUGGGGCCUCUUCUUGUCCAGUUCUGAGGAUGGGGGAGGUUCGACAGCACAAGCCUGCUGCCAGGGCUCUCGGAUUUCCAGGCAGAAGGCAGGGAAGGGGACUGGAGGCAGGACAUGUGGCCACUAGUGCCCCCCUGGUGUCAGUUCACCUCCCAGGUGAGAGAUCCUGGCACCUGGAAGUCCUUCAGCUAUGGGCUGGCAGGCAGCGUCUCAGUAGGAACCUGUGCUGUCUGUGAGGGGAAGGGCUGUAGCUGGGGCAGCAGCUGGGUUCUGACUUUGUGUUUUACAAUGUCCUUGCUGUGUGUCCUUGGAAAUGUCACUUUCCAUUUCUGUUCAGUUCUCUGGGGCAGUCCGGAAGGUCUUAGUACCACAGGUUAGAAUCAGUGGUCAUAGGAAGCCUCUGGAAGCCACACAAAGGGAAAAUGGCUAAGACUAAUGCAUUAAAAUCUCUUUCUGGGAAACUCUUGUUAGAGCCCAGGAUUGGCUGCAAGGAUUAUGUCAAGCUGAACUCUUACCGGUAAGCCAACUAUGUGGGACAGUGAAACUGACUGGUGGGGUCCUGGUUUUCCUGCAGGCUGGCUGGGCCGGAAGUUUCCAAAGCACCCUCCACGCCCCACCAAACCCUUGCCCCUGUGUGGAUCGUUCUAUGACCCCUCCUAACUCCGCAAGUCAGAGGCCGUGGUUGCCUUCGCUGUGCCCAUGGGCGUUGGGCUUGCUUUCCCAUCCGGGAAGCAUCAGCCCUUGAAGCAUCUCCCAGUGAGGCUGCUUGAGCAGGAGUGGUCUAACAUCCAGUUCCUUCUUCCACCCAAGUCCUCACACUGUCUCUCCAUGGACUCCAGGAGUGAGUCCCAGCUCAGCUAGGUUUGGCUGAGUGACUUUGGCAACUUCCUUGGCCUCUCAGUGUCUGGUCACCUCAGAGAGAUAAAACUGCGCUUGCCCUAGUGAAUGACGGCAGGAGGGAAGUGUCCUGCACUGAGGAGCCCCAAGGACUCUUGCAGCCCCCGGACUUAGGAAGAGCCAGUUCUGUGUCCAGAGGAGUACCUUGUAACUCGAGACAUGUCCACCAUCGCUUCCCCGCUGCCUCUCUCCACCAUCGGUUCUGAGAACAGCAGCUCUGUCUAUGACUACGACUACUUAGACGAUGUGACCAUCUUGGUUUGCAGGAAGGAUGAGGUCUUGUCCUUUGCAAGAGUCUUUCUGCCAAUCAUUUACAGCCUGAUCUUCGUGCUGGGCUUGGCUGGCAACCUCCUUCUCCUGGUGGUGUUGCUCCACUCGGUGCCCCGAAGACGGGUGAUUGAGCUUUACCUGCUGAACCUGGCCAUCUCCAAUCUCUUGUUUGUAGUGACCAUGCCCUUCUGGGCCGUCUCUGUGGCCUGGCACUGGGUUUUCGGCAGUUUCUUGUGCAAGGUGGUGAGCACACUCUACUCUAUUAACUUUUACUGUGGCAUCUUCUUUAUCACCUGUAUGAGCCUGGACAAAUACCUGGAGAUUGUCCAUGCUCAGCCUCACCACAGACCCAAGACCCGGUUCAGGAACCUGCUUCUCAUUGCCAUGGUGUGGAUCACGGCCCUGGCCGUCUCUGUCCCAGAAAUGGUCUUUGUGAAGGUCCAUCAGACCUCAGAUGGUGUGUGGCACUGCUACGCAGAUUUUGGCGGAUACGCGACCAUUUGGAAGCUGUACCUGCGCUUCCAGCAGAACCUUCUGGGAUUUCUCUUCCCACUCUUGGCCAUGAUCUUCUUUUACUCCCGUAUCGGUUGCGUUCUGGUCCGGCUGAGGCCACCGGGCAAGGGCUGGGCUCUGAGGAUGGCUGCAGCAUUGGUGAUAGUCUUCUUCCUGCUGUGGUUCCCGUAUAACCUCACGGUGUUUCUGCACUCGCUACUGGACCUGCAUGUCUUUGGGAACUGUGAGGUCAGCCACCGUCUGGACUAUAUGUUGCAGGUGACAGAGAGCUUGGCCUUCUUCCACUGCUGCUUCACUCCCAUCCUCUAUGCCUUCUCCAGUCGCCGCUUCCGCCAGUACCUGAAGGCGUUCCUGUCUGUGAUGGUGAGAUGGCACCAGGCACCUGGCACCGCCCACGCCCCUCCAUCUGGCCAUUCUGAGAGCAGCGGGGUUACUGCCCAGGAAGAUGUGGUCAGCAUGAAUGACCUUGGGGAGAGGCAGGCUGAGGACUCCCUCAACAAGGGGGAGAUGGGGAAUGAUUAGGCCCGAGUGACCAUGCCAUGGUCCGGGACUGGCACUGCUCUCUCUGAGGGCUGACAUGGCCAUGCUGCUUGCCCUGUGGUUCCCAACCACCAGCAGUCCUUUCUCACUACUUCAUUUUCCUCCGUCCGUAUCCUGAACCCCGUAUUCUCUGCUGAAUCACUGCAUCUAUCCACCCAUCUCGAUUCCAUCCCGGUGCUUCUAUGGCUUUUCCUGGCUUCCAGUAGCCAAUGAGGCCAUGCCCACUCUCAGCCUUCACACCUUCAAGGGCCAUAUGAUCAGUCUGUGACUUCAUCUCCACCGUCCUCCCUCCUAGUCUCUGGGUUCAGGGCACACUGGCUUCCAUUCAUUUCUGGAGAAUUCCAGGUUCAUUCCAGUAGGGGCAGCGGGCUCAGCAAUGCUAUAUCUUCCCGGACAUUUUCCCUCCCAGCCUUUCUCUUUGGGAAGAGUUUGUUUGGCUCAUUCCUUCACUUCUUGGAGUUGUGGCUCAGAUCUCACCUUGUUGGUGAGGGAGGGGGCCCUGACCCUGCCCUGCUUAAUGUCCUAUCUACACAGGGGAUUCUCACACACUUCUGCAUGUACUACUGCAUUCACUCUGCACAGGGGUUUCUCCUGUUGUGUUCCCUGUUGACGGCCUCAAGCCCACCCACACAGGUGAGCCGCAGAGUCAAGCUCUUGGUGAAUGGCUCACUGCUGUCCUCAGACUCUACAACAGACACUUGUGUGUGGCAGGUGUUUAGAAAGCUUCUGUGGAGUGUGAGUACACACUGGGCAUUUCUGGGAGCAGCCACAGGUUCUCCAUCCUCCAGGGCCCCUUUCUCUGUAGCUCAGAUGGGAGCAUACCUUCCUGCCCUGUGUGUGGUCUGAAGGCACUGGAGGCACUCUAGCUAGAGAAUAGCCCAGAGGUGCAUAUCCCACAGGAGGAAGGUGGGGACCAUCCCAGCUCUGGUCUUGGUAUCUGUCAGUCAAAUUAAAAGCUUUAGACUUUACAAAACACGUGCUGGUGAGUGGCAGCCCCUUAACACAUCCUGCUUAAACUGGGUAUCCACCUGUGUCCUAUCUCUCAUCUGAUACACAGAUCAGCUAAAAUUGGAUCAAGGACUCCAACAUAUGACCUGAAGCUUCGAAACCAUCAGAGAAAAAACACAGGGCAACUAAAGACAUCAUCAGAAGCAAGGUCUUUCUGAGCAGAGCACCCACUCAUAGCCAGGGAAUACUCAGAUCACAUGAAAUUAGUCUCCAUGGUACAGGGACAGGGGCAGGAUGAAGAGACAGUUUACAGACAAUUCCACUGGCUUUCACAUAAUGGGGCCCAAUAUUCAAACUGUACAGGGAACAAAAAAGUUAAAGUCAAAUAAUUCAAUAAAAAAAAGUGGGUGAUUGAUCUGAA